Molecule: messenger RNA, 1350 nt
Organism: Metopolophium dirhodum (rose-grain aphid)
Lineage: Eukaryota; Metazoa; Arthropoda; Insecta; Hemiptera; Aphididae
Exons: 2
Coding region: 1-1350 (449 amino acids)
Molecular function (GO): catalytic activity
Source: RefSeq, a predicted model, not a curated record
AUGAAUAGUUUCUACAAAAAGUUAGACGAACUAAAAAUACUAAUAUCCGAAAUUUCUCCCGACAUAAUCUGUCUCCAAGAAACCAACUUUACAAAUCUAAACACCGCAAAAGUACCCAACUACAAUGAUUUUAGCAAACACAGACCCACCGGACUAAGGGCCAGUGGUGGAGUAACAACAUACGUCAGCUCUAUAUACCCAUCUAAAGAAAUAUAUAUCUCAACACACCUUGAAGUAAUAGCAGUAGCAGUAAAACUCAAUGAUAUUGAACCCAACCAACACACAUUUACGGAUAAAGACAUAGAGAAUAUAAUAAAGCAGCUUCCCAAGCCCUUCAUCAUAACAGGUGACUUCAACAGCCACAACGUCAGUUGGGGCUCCCUAAGCACCGACAGCAGAGGGAAAGAAAUCGACAAAAUCCUGGAAAACGAUGAUCUGGUACUACUCAACAACAUGGAACCAACGCGUAUAAAUCCAAUCAAUGGUAACUUCUCAAAUAUUGACAUAUCAUUCGCAAAUGCAUCCCUCGCACAAAGGCUCAACUGGUCGGUCCUACACAAUAUCACUAGCAGCGACCAUUUUCCAAUUACUGGAGACUUAUCUCUGAAACACUUUGAAAACAAAGUAUCUCAUAUAGACAAAUCUGAAUCUCAAAACACGGAAAACUUGGUUGACCAAUUGACGGAAACAAUAAUCUCAGUUGCCAACCUAACUAUAGGAAAAACCAAAUCAAAAAACCCCAAACCCAAAUUACCAUGGUGGAACCACGACAUUAAAAAUGCAACUAAAGAAAAAACCGACGACCUUAAAAAGUUCAAAAAAACAAAUAAACUAGACGAUUUUAUACUACUAAAACAUUUAAGAACCAAAUCAAAAUUCCUGAUAAAAACCAGUAAAAAAUCGUCAUGGGAAAAAUUCACUAGCAGCAUAUUAAAAGAAAACACCGACUCAAAAUCAGUUUGGAACAAAAUACAAUCUCUAAAAGGACUCAGACGAAAUAAAAAAAUCAACUUAAUCGACCCAAAUUCUAACCAAUUAAUAAAUAAACCAGAUCAAAUACCAAAUAACCUCGGCGAAUAUUUUUAUAAUAAUAGCAGUGACAACAACUACAAACAACCCUUUCUAGGGUACAAACAAAAAUGCGAAAAAGAAACUAUAAGUAAUACUUCCGAUAAAAAUUGUCACGAUCAAAGACAAAUCAACCAAGAAAUUAAAAUACAGGAAUUAACACACUCAUUAAAAAAAUGCAAAAGCAAUAGUCCCGGACCCGACACCAUCCCAUACGUCUUCAUCCAAAAUUUUGGCACAAGAACUCUCAAUCUUCUGCUUAACAUUUAUAAUAGAAUAUAA